GCAACUCAAGUAGUUCGUAAUUAAUUUAUAAACAAUAGUGUGCUAGUACACUGUGUAAGCUAGCUAGAGACCUCCCAUUAUUUCAUACUCCAGAUUUGCAGUCAUGAAGAGAGCAGAUGUGAUCUCGACAAUACAGCGCUCCUCAGAGGACGAAACCAAGUUCUUAGAAAUGAUGGAAAAGCAUAGAUCCAAAGCUGAUACCUUCAACUUGGUUGAGUUUUUCCAAGCCCUACCCAAGAAGCAAGCGACUCCACUAUGGGAUGCUGUUUUUAGACUGUGUCAGCAGUGGGUGGGGGAGGAAGAGCAGGAGGCUUUGAGUGAGAGAGCUCUGUGUGUGCUCAGUGGAAUUAUAAUGCUCAUCCAGGCUGCCAUGGGAACGGAUGACCCAGUGACACCUACACCGCUACGAGACACGCUGCAAAUCCUGCAUGACAUUCUGCUCGGUCCAUUGGAGGCAAUUCCUGAGCUACAGAAUGGUGCCUCCCAACUGUGUGAGGGGUGGUGGUGUACAGAGCGUGAAGAGAGGGAGGGGCUAGUACCACACACACUCCUCUAUAUAGUGGCAAGAUCUCUUACUGAUGGAGCUCUGGCUGCUGAUGUCAAGAGGGUGUGGUCGAUGAGACAAGCAUUCCUUCUACUGGACUUCGAGGAUGGUUCAGCCGAGCCAUUCAAAGCCAUGUUACUAUCAGCCACACUGCAACCACUCUAUAUUAAUACUGAAGAAGGCCGCAAGUUCCUGAGUUUCCUGUUUGGUAUGCAUCCGUCCUUCGUGGAGGACCUCCACCAAACCAUCAAGUACCAGAUACCAUACAUGUCGAACCCCCUCCUGGAGACGUAUGGGGAGGUGUAUUUGAGGGCCUGGCGUCUGUCGUCUGGGCCGUACCUCCGUCAGAUAGAGGAACAAUGUCUGCAAGACCUCAUGUUCUCGGCAGUACACGCACCCAGGCUGGGUCAACACUCCUUGUUUAACUCUCUCAGAAAGUUUCUGGAGCAGGUCCACUCUCAGCGGAUGCAAAAGGGUGUCUCAGAGAUGCUUCAUCGUCUGUACUCACCGUUUCUGUGGAGAUCUCUCAAAGUAGCCAAUCCAGAAGUGCGAGCCAACGCAUGUACACUUCUGUUGGAUGCCUUCCCUCUGCAAGACCCUGACUCUACACGAGAGGAGAUUGAUGGAGUCAUGCAGAAGCAGUUUGAUGGAAUGAUCGACCUGCUUGGAGACGCCUCUGUGAUGGUGCGUGUGAGUGCAGUGAUGGGGGUGUGUCGAGUGCUCUCGUACUACUGGGAAAUGAUCCCCGCCCCUGUCGUCAAGGCACUGAUUAGUAGAAUGGUCAAGGAGCUUGCGUGGGACUCGGCAGCUGUCAAUGUACGAGUCGCCGUGGUACAGGGCAUGUGUCUGAUCCUAGAGAACCGCCUCAGCCACCCGUUAAUGGUGGACCUCCUCCCACUGCUGCAGAGCAUGCUUCAUGAUUCAUCAGAGAAGGUACGGAUUGCAUUCCUGGAUUUGCUCCUUCUGGUAAAGGGCAUGAGGAUGAUCAAGUUCUGGCACAUCUGUCCCCUGGAGCAUCUACUGGCUCGUGUGGAGAUGGAUAGUGUAGCCGUGGUGAAGCGAAUCGUGUCGCUGCUGGUCGACUCAUUUCAGCCCGGCAAUGUAUCACCAAGUCAACAGAUUGAACGGUGUGUUAGUUUGGUUCGGACUAACCCUGGUGCUGCAAGGAGGUUUUACCAACUAGCCGUAGUGCAUCUCACACCCACUGAGGUCACAAAGUUCAUCCUCGCAAUACUUUUGGCUCUAAUGCAGUGUGUGGAGACUGAGGGGGCGGAGAAUGGGGGUGGAGCCUCAGAGGAGGAGGAGGAGGAAAGGGAUAUGGAGACCAAUGGAGAAGGUGGUGGCCAAUCAGGAGUGGAGAGUGGAGGAUGGAAAGAAAGAAACGAUGAACCCGACAGUCCUAAGCCUGAUAGGGCGCCAGAGGAAUCGUUGUGUGUGAGUGACGGGAGUGUGAUGUGUGGACUGAUAGAGACGAUGGUCAUUCUGUGGGAGGGUGUCCGAGACAAACUAGACCAGCGUGGGAACAAAGGGGUUAAGAAGAGAUUGGAAGGACGGGUCACUAAGUGUCUGCCUACACUCUUCAACACUUUUGAGGACGGCUCAUGUCGAUCGGCACUUUAUCUACUUGCGGCUAAUCUCCCGAGAGCCUGCGUUAACUCUAUUGCCACGGGAACGCUAACCACCCUCGCGACUAUGAGCUAUGCAAUCAAAUCGCACGACUACUCCUCACUCUUAAUUGCCUUAACUUCAUGGGGACAGACGAGUCAUGUGAUAAAACUGACCAAUGAGUGGCUAGCAACUGACUUACAAAGUGACAGGUUUUCAUUAGCAAGUAGAGAACAACCAAAAUCAAAGAUCACAGGCAAGGGCAGGAGAGGUAAGAGCAGUGUCCUCCCAACCAGACAGCCUCUACUGGCCGUGGAACUCAUCGACUGGAUGCUGAGCCAUCCCAGCUGCCUGCAAGAGCUGAAAAGUCUCCCAGAGUUCUGGAAAUUCACAGAUUUUCUGAAGAACUCAAUGACUCUACUGGAAAUGUACUACCUCUCUAGUCAGUCAAACCAGUUUGACGAGUCUCCACCGCCAUUCCCUGUCCUUCACAAGUGCCUGGGGCUUUACAUUCGUCUCCUUAUGCAUCAGCAAGCCGAGGGAUUAGAGGGACAUGGAGAUUUCCCCCAACAGUUAGAGGAGGUGCUCUCCUGGGGAGAUAGGGUGCUGGUGUCUGCUCUAAAGGAGGGGGCGAAAAGACCCUCCACCCAGUCAUCUCGGCAGAGUUCUCGCAAGCGUAAGGCUUCCCAGCCGCCCCCCACCCCCUCACAAGGCCCAGGAUACGCCCACAAAGUGACAGAGACGUUACUCUUGCUACUGUCUGAGAUACUCUUGCUCGGACUGUUGUCGGGUGAGAACACUGAGCGGGUGGAGACAGGCAUCUCCAACUUUGGGGCAAGGAUCGCUGAGACAAGCUCCGCCCACCUCCUCCUUUCCCCUCUCGCAAAACUCCUUUACCAAAUCUCUGAGGCCUCGACAAGAUCAGAGAUAAUCGGCAUCCCAUCUGGACCUAGCUCACUCACUCCUGUUCUCCUCAAAAGUAUUCUGUUACAGCUGAUAAAAGUCUCUGAAACAAAGCCUGAGUUGUUAGCAAAGUGCCUCGGUCAUGUGAAGGUGUGUGUGGGGAGUGUGGUUCGUGAGGGUGUGAGGAUGGGAGCUUUGUCGUCAGUGGGGGAUGAGAGGCUUUUCGUUAUGGAGGUUAUUGUGGAGGUGGUUGUGAGGGCUCAAGUCAACUAUAUUAAACAAACUCCGGGGGCAAUGGUGCCAGUGUGUGUGGAGGAGUUACCACUUCUGGUGGCAAGUCUUGUGAAACAGUGCUGUGCCAACAAACAGUCAGCAAGUGUUUUUCUGGCCCACCUGGAAGCUUACAUCAGUGCAACCACUCUACAACCCCCUGAGCUUAUACUGACCCACCAAGCAGCUCUGUGUCUCAUCAGUGCUCUAGUGAAAGGCAAGUCUAGCACUGGUAGUGGUGGUGACGCCAUGAUGAGAUGUGUCAGGCACUCGCUGAAGAUUGUGGAAACUUGCUCACAGGAGGACAGAGAAAAGUGGUCGUCCCUGCUGACUUCGCUGGAUUCUCUGACUCAGUCAUUACAAGAUACGCUCCUUGUCAAGUAAUGUUCUGUGGUAUUGCCAUAACUGUCUGGAAACACAUUAAUUAUCUAAUUUUGAACUCAUUAAAUAUUUGAGCUACUAUUAUUAUAUGUAAGUAUAUAAGUUAUGUGGUCAGAUGAUACAUUAGUUUAACUUCUAUUGUGCACCAUAUAUUUCUUAAACACCUCAUUGAACUUAUACCAUACUUCAUCACCACUAUAAUUAUAAGCAAUUGAUCUCAUUGGUCAACA
Halichondria panicea is the source of this 3933-nucleotide messenger RNA. RefSeq names its product condensin-2 complex subunit G2-like. Gene Ontology annotation, cellular component: condensin complex; nucleus. Lineage: Eukaryota; Metazoa; Porifera; Demospongiae; Suberitida; Halichondriidae. Gene Ontology annotation, biological process: mitotic sister chromatid segregation. The record is from RefSeq and is a predicted model, not a curated record. The coding region runs from base 104 to 3706 and encodes 1200 amino acids. The transcript has 24 exons.